Molecule: messenger RNA, 1295 nt
Organism: Frieseomelitta varia
Lineage: Eukaryota; Metazoa; Arthropoda; Insecta; Hymenoptera; Apidae
Exons: 7
Coding region: 61-1077 (338 amino acids)
Source: RefSeq, a predicted model, not a curated record
AAUUUUACGCGAGAGUUUAAAUUUUCCUUCAUCUUUUCCUGAAAACUCUUAUACGAGAAAAUGUUCAUGUUUCCAGAGCCACCACCUGCCGAUCAUUACAUAACUGACGUUUCGCCAACAUUUCUAUCCGAUGGAAUAUUUUAUCAUGGAGAACCGGCUUCCUGCCAUAAAUGCGUGGCUAAACAGCUCAGGCCAAUCAAAAGGACAGUGUCGGACCCUCUAGCGCCUAUGAAGGAACUGGAUUCGAACACUUUGAACCGAUGGCUCGAGAAAGAGAAAGAAAUGUACGUGGACUGUCCGACAAAGGACGACGGAGUCGUUUUCCAAACUCUCAGUAACAUGCCAAAAUGGAAAUCCGAGUAUCAACAGAAACAAAAAUCUGUGUUCUCGAUGUUCCCGCGAUCGAGACAGUACGAAUUGUGGCACGUUCGUGAAAGACGACUGAAAGAUCUUGAGAAACAGAAAGCACCUGUCGUACCACGCGUAGAAAAAGAAGAAAGGCUCGAGACGGAUGACGAGCCGUGUGGUCUAUUAAAACCACCAUUUUGGUGGAGAGACAAGUCCAGAAAACCGAGUGAGCUUCCAGUUGGAAAUAUAAAUGACUACGUGUACGAGAAGUUGAAGUUCAAUCAUGAAGAGAAGCUCGAUAUCGAUCAUUCGAGUAACUACAUACCAGACGUAAUUCGUCGAACGCAGAAUCCAGAAGACACGAGUAUAAAAGACGCUCUCGAUCAUGCAAAUACUUUUGAAGUCGUUCAAAAAAGGAACGAAACUUUGCCAGUUGAAUCACUUGUCGAUGCAAAUGUUUGCCAUUCUAGAAAACGUACGCCAGCAAUGGAUUGUUGUAAAUUGGAGGAUGUCGAAGCUGAUGACGACAGACGAUGGCAGCCCCUUCACGAAUAUUUUGAAUUUCCGAAAACGAAAUCUGAAAGAGAACACAUGCUACGAGAAUUAACCAGGCCUUUUUUACACGACAUGCAUACGUGGUAUACAAAGAACAAGCCAACAAAGUUGAUCAUCCCUCUUAAACAUUCUGGAAAACGACCAAUGCCCGAGUGGCGCUUCUCUCAUUUGUAAAUUGAUUUAAAUUAAUAAAACUAUAUCGAUGAAAAUUCUUGAAAACUCUUAAUCCAAGCUAAGUACAUGACGUUUACAUGGAAAAUAAACGAAUCACUGUAGAAUGAUCUUACACAAUAUAAUCGAUUGAUACAGUAAAUCAAUAAUAAUGUUACGAAACGCGUUGCACAAUUAUGUCACAAUUUUAAGUUAUAAACAUCGAUAGUUAACAGCAAGAA